Molecule: messenger RNA, 1508 nt
Organism: Westerdykella ornata
Lineage: Eukaryota; Fungi; Ascomycota; Dothideomycetes; Pleosporales; Sporormiaceae
Product: ankyrin
Exons: 1
Coding region: 109-1152 (347 amino acids)
Molecular function (GO): protein binding
Source: RefSeq, a predicted model, not a curated record
AGAUGAACCACAUCAUAAAUGCAAGAAACUGCCGUGCAUUUCGACUUCAUCUUUCUUUCCACAACGACCACAAAUACACAUAUGCAUGCGAAUGCUCUGCCAUAAGCCAUGCAUGAUACACCCGAUGCAGCUUUUUUCGACGACCUCUUCGGUAACAAUUCUGCGUACGCCUUGCAUCUAGCCGCAAGCCAUGGCGAUGUUCCACAAAUCCACAGACUUGUGGACACAGGCAAAGACAUCGAUGAGAUCCAUGUCGCCCGCGGCAAGUUUAGUGGUUUUGGUACAGCUUUGCACGUAGCCGUGUGGCGCAAUCAGCCCACCGCUUUGGCAGCGCUCCUAGAGCGUGGCGCCAACAUGGACAUUCUAGAUGAAGGCUGCACCAACAUACGUAUGGAAGAUACACCUAUACGCCUUGCGGUGCGACUUGGGCGCCGCGAUAUGGCCAAAACAUUAUGGGACUUAGGCGCGCAUAGGCAAAAAUACCCGGACGAUUAUUCCCCGCGCGUGAUCGAGUCUGGUACGCUGCUUGAGGUCGCAGCGUUCGAAGGACAGGCAGAUAUGGUGUCUGACUUAUUGUCUUGGACUUCAGAAUGGACUCAAGAUCAGAAGAGCCACGCAUUAAGUCUGGCAUGCGCAGCGUUUCACCUUGAUGUUGCAAGAGUCUUAUUGGAGGCUUUCCAGUUCGACCAGGCAGAACUUGAAGAGGUUGCCGCCUAUACAGCGACUUGUGAGCAUGCUCCGAACCAGCCAUGUUCAUCGAGGGACGAGAAGUUUGCGUUUCUGCGGCGUGAGGCGAAAAGACAGGCAGAUGUCAUCGCAACGCUUCUUGAUGCGCAUCGGCGUCUAGGCGACCCGCGGGCUCACCAGGCCCUUCUCGACCGCCUACUUCCAGUGACCGCAGCCACACCAUUCCGUAUAGAUACUUUGCGACUUCUACUUCAAGGUGGCGCAUACCCGAAUUCUCGAAGCGAGAGUGAUGGUAUGACUGCGCUGCAAAUGGCGCUAACCAUACGGAGGGACGUGGGAACCUUCAAUGAGGAAGGUGUGAAGGAGCUGUUGGAUUCUGGUGCAAGUGUUGAUGUGCUGGACGAGGCUGGAAAGAGCAAGAUUGAAGUCUGGAGAAAGAAAAAGACAGAAGGGGUAUGGGAGUGAUGAUUCCGCGUUACUCGCCUCGGUGACCCAGUUUCCUGCAGCGCCUCGAGCACAAGGUGGAACUUUGUUAUACUGCCACGAGAGUCGGAAGGGGCCUUAGUCGCAGAUCACUAGUCGCAAAUCAGCUCAGAACAGUUCAAAAUCAUAUUCGAAAGCGGAAAUGGAGUUUGGUAGGUCACAUUGGGCACGACAAUGUCGCGGGUGUGAAAGUCGAAGACAAGAAGAUGCCCUAUAUUCGAGAUACUAGGGCCUCGUUAACAUGAUUCAAGAGGGUUAUAUGCUAGAACUGCGUGCCAUAUCGCAGCGACACAGAUCCGUUUCUGGGGUCGGAGCAAUCUCACACUUUUUUCUGCCAC